This is a messenger RNA of Epinephelus fuscoguttatus (brown-marbled grouper), 868 nucleotides long. It is a transcript of the gene apoc2, whose product is annotated as apolipoprotein C-II. The record is from RefSeq and is a predicted model, not a curated record. Gene Ontology annotation, cellular component: chylomicron. Bases 77 to 385 code for a protein of 102 amino acids. Gene Ontology annotation, biological process: lipid metabolic process; lipid transport. Lineage: Eukaryota; Metazoa; Chordata; Actinopteri; Perciformes; Serranidae. The transcript has 4 exons. Gene Ontology annotation, molecular function: enzyme activator activity.
CAGGCUCCUAUAUAACAGGCUGAGCCAGGUGCCUCUUACACUGUUUUCUGGAGAGGAAUAAAAUACCAGUGACACCAUGAAUAAGCUACUGGUCAUUACUGUGCUGGUUGCACUUCUCUCUCUCAGUGCUGAAAGCUUCCGCAUGCCGAGGCAGGCUGAGGCUGUGGAGGAGGAGGAGGAGGUAGGGACCCUGACAAAGGUCUCAGGCACCAUCAAGUCCUACUAUAAUGAUGCUGUCAACACUGCCAGUGGUUACCUGGACAGCAUCAGGGGACUGAAGAUUGAGGAGAAGGCAAAGAAUUUUUACACUGAAGCUACCUCAGUCAUUACCACCUACGCUGGCAUUUUUAACGACCAGAUAUACCACAUGUUGUACCAGAAGUGAACAAAAACUGAUUUCCAAUGACCUAAGCCACAUUUUCUGACAGCGUGAGAACUUUGAAGCUCCACACGAAACAGUCUGAACUUGGACACAUCUCAUCUCACCCAAGUCUCCAAAUCUACAAACAGCAUUUUCACAAGUGAUGGACCCUGUGCUCUUUGUGGUGCUGUCUUGGACCACUGCACUGAUAGUAAAUGAUGAUAACUACCUAGCGGGGACUAUAAUCACUGAAAAAAACAUCUAACAGCUUGCAUAAAGGAACAGGACAGAGCAACUUGGCGGGCUCAAGCGAAACAGCCCGCCAAGCCCCUGUCCUAAGCCCCUUAUCAUGAAUAAAUACAUUGCUCCCUUGAUCUCAGAGUUGAGAAAAAAACAGCCAUGAAAAUAAUGUGAAAACAAAUGAUCUAUCGCCACCUGUUGGUGAUUUCAGUCAUCACACCUCCUAAAUAUUUGUGUCAUAUGAAAUAAAAUAUUUAUACAUUAAAA